GGGAGGAGCCUCCAGUGAAAGUGAAAGUGUUCAGACUCGUUCUAACUUCAAGGAGCAGAAGGAGGAGACGUGAAGUCUGAGGCUGAUUAACAUUGAAACUGGUGUGAAAGAUCAUUUCACUGUGUUCUGCUGUAAACUGAGCACAGAACCAGAGGAAAUACACCAGACCUUGAAUAUCUAGAAGAGCAGCGUGGCCUGAACCACAACUGAGCCGCAGCCGGUGAAACAUGGGCUCGGACACUUCAAAGCAAGUUGGACCCUCACACACAAAAGGUCAGGACCACAGACUGAGAGCAGAGUCUCCAGGGUCCAGCUGUCUGUCUCUGAAGAGUGACCAGUCCAUGGAUCCUCCUCUAGACUUCAGUAAUGAACCUGGACCCUCACACACAGAGGAGAGGAAGAGGAGUCAUGUUUCUGAGGAGGAGCAGUCGUCCUGCUGUGCUUCGUGUCAGGACGUCCUGAAGGAUCCAGUCUCCACCAGCUGUGGACACUGGUUCUGCAGACAGUGCAUCACCUCAUACUGGGACCAGUCUGGUUCUUCAGGAGACUCCUCCUGUCCCCAGUGUGGCAAAAGAUCCAGAACAGGAGCUGGAGGUCAGACAGCCGGUCAGAGCAGCACUGUACAUGUGUCUGCUGAUGUCUUCACUUCUGACAACAGCACAUGUGGUUUUAUUUUGUUCCCUCAUACAGCAUCAACAUUUAACAUCGUUAGAAAAGCACAAAGUUAAAAAGCUUUUAUUUUCUGUAGUUUUUCUGUAUCUGAUGAAAACAAUCAGCAGAUUCUCAGAUUCUCUGUCUCUCACAUUGUUUCUUGUCUUUCAGCAGAUCGUGGUCUGCAGGAGGUUUCAGAUGAACAUAAGCUCAGUCUGAGGAGGAGAUGUGAACAUGUGACUGAAGGAAGUGAUGAAACAGGAAGUAGAACCCUCCUCAACAGGAUCUACACUGAGCUCCACAUCACAGAGGGACAGAGUGAAGAGGUUAAUACUCAACAUGAGGUGAGGCAGCUUGAGACGGCUUCCAAGAUGAAGAUCCUCCAGGACACUCCCAUCAAGGUCCACGACAUCUUUAAAGCCUCCACUGACCAGCAGAGCAGCAUCAGAGUCGUCCUGACCUACGGCGUCGCUGGCGUUGGAAAAACCUUCUCGGUGCAGAAGUUCACUCUGGACUGGGCAGAGGGUUUAGAGAACCAGGAUGUGGGUCUGCUGGCUGUGCUUUCGUUCAGGGAGCUGAACCUGGUGAAGGACCAGCAGCACAGUCUUCUCACGCUGCUCCAUGUUUUCCAUCCAGCGUUACAGAAGCUCACUGCAGAGACGCUCGCUGUCUGUAAACCUUUGUUCAUCUUUGACGGCCUGGAUGAAAGCAGACCUUCUCUGGACUUCAACCACAGGGAGCUUGUGUCUGAGGUCACACAGAGGUCAUCAGUCAACGUGCUGCUGACAAACCUCAUCCGGGGGAAUCUGCUUCCCUCGGCUCUCGUCUGGAUAACCUCCAGACCUGCAGCGGCCAAUCAGAUCCCUCCUGCAUGUGUUGACAGGGUCACAGAAGUACGAGGCUUCACUGACGCCCAGAAGGAGGAGUACUUCAGGAGGAGAUUCAGUGAUGAAGAGCUGUGCAGCAGAAUCAUCUCACACAUCAAGACGUCCAGGAGCCUCCACAUCAUGUGUCAAAUCCCAGUCUUCUGCUGGAUCAGUGCUACAGUUCUGGAGCACAUGUUGACCACAGACCAGAGAGGAGAGCUGCCCAAGACCCUGACUGACCUGUACUCACACUUCCUGAUGGUUCAGACAAAGAGGAAGAACAACAAGUACGGUGAGGGACAUGAGACGACUCCGCAGCAGCUGACGGAGGCUGACAGGGACAUUCUCCUGAAGCUGGGGAGGCUGGCACUUAAACAUCUGGAGGAAGGAAACAUCAUGUUCUACCAAGAAGACCUGGAGCGGUGUGGUCUUAAUGUCCCAGAGGCCUCGGUGUACUCAGGAGUUUGUACUGAGAUCUUCAGAAGAGAGUGUGUGAUCUUCCAGAAAUGUGUCUACUGCUUUGUUCAUCUGAGCGUUCAGGAGUUUCUGGCUGCAGUCUACAUGUUCCACUGUUACACCGAGAGGAACACAGAAGAACUCAACAACUUCUUGGGAGCAUCUAAGAACACAUACAGUACCUCAUACCUGGAUGAGCUCCUGAAGAGAACCAUGAAGAAAUCCCUCACCAGUACAAAUGGUCAUCUGGACCUGUUUGUUCGCUUCCUUCACGGCCUCAGUCUGGAGUCCAACCAGAGAGUUUUAGGAGGCCUGCUGGGUCGGACAGGGAACAAUCCAGAGAUCAUCCAGAGAGUCAUCAACAACCUGAAGAAGAUGAGGAGUGAUGACAUUUCUCCUGACAGAAGCAUCAACAUCUUCCACUGUCUGACUGAGAUGAACGACCACUCAGUUCAUCAGCAGAUGCAACAGUUCCUGACGUCAAAUAACAUUUCAGAGGAGGAACUCUCUGAGAUCCACUGCUCAGCUCUGGCCUACAUGCUGCAGAUGUCAGAGGAGGUUCUGGAUGAGUUGGACCUGAUGAAGAUCAACACAUCAGACCAGGGUCGAUGGAGACUGAUCCCAGCUGUGAGGAACUGCAGGAAGGCUCGACUCGUGGGUUGUCACCUCUCAGAGAUUCACUAUGAAGUCGUGGCCUCAGCUCUGAAGUCAGACCCCUCACAUCUGAGAGAACUGGAUCUGAGUAACAACGACCUGCUGGAUUCAGGAGUGAAGCUGCUGUGUUCUGGACUGGAGAGUCCAAACUGUCGACUGGAGACUCUGAGGUUGAAUGUCUGCAGUCUGUCAGAGAUCAGCUGUUCUUCUCUGGCUUCAGCUCUGAGGUCAAACCCCUCUCAUCUGAGAGAACUGGAUCUGAGAUACAACGACCUGAAGGACUCAGGAGUGAAGGAGCUUCUUGAUCUACGGCAGAGUCCAACCUGUCGACUGGAGACUCUGAGGUGGAGGAGGGGAUCUUAGUGGAGGAAAGAGUGAAGAGGACAGUGUGUGUGGACGGAGGCUGAGCUGUGUCCUGAGGAUCCAGAGGCUGAAGCAGCAGCAGCUUGUGUGUAGUCUCCAAUCUACACAACCCCUAAUCUGCAUGUGUUUGUGAGAUGAAGCCGGAGCACCUGGAGAAAACACGGGGAGAACAUGCAGACUCCACACAGCAACACCCCAUCUGAACCGGAUUCAAACCAGCAACCUUCUUGCCCCGAUUGUGUUUAUUCACAUGAAGAAUGUGUUUAUUGAAACGACACAACACAAGCAGAAUAUAUAAACCCUCUAUAAAGACUCACAUACAGUGUGUUUAAGUUUGUCUUUAUUAUUGUCCACCUUUGUCCCUCAGUGUGUCUCCAUGUGUGUAGAACCACAUUCUGUGUAUAUGUUUGUCUAUGAUCUUAAAGUUCCUGGAUUCACGUUACAAAUUGAUUUAGUUCAACACAAAGUUCAACACAUUGAAAUCACUUUGAAUUUAAAAUCAGAGUUUUGUCUUUGACACAAAAGAUCAAAACUCUGGACUUAAAAAUGGGACGUUUUCAUUUCUGCUUUUCUACUUUUGACCCACAGGUGGCGCUGCAGUAUAACAGCAGCACAUCCCAGUCAAAGCCUUUAUAUUCAGUCUAUGAGUCAAACACAUGGAUCAUUUCCUCUGUGACAAACCAGAUGUAACGAGAAGAAAAACAUGUCAGAGAGAAAAGUUCUGUUUCUACUUGUCUCUGCUUUAAUGCUCAAUAAACAUCCUUCCACCGAC
Molecule: messenger RNA, 3762 nt
Organism: Platichthys flesus (European flounder)
Lineage: Eukaryota; Metazoa; Chordata; Actinopteri; Pleuronectiformes; Pleuronectidae
Product: NLR family CARD domain-containing protein 3-like
Exons: 7
Coding region: 1023-2990 (655 amino acids)
Molecular function (GO): protein binding
Source: RefSeq, a predicted model, not a curated record